GUAGACUGGACCUUUUCCACACUUUAAAGGCAAUAUUACGUCAUCAUCUUAGAAAGAAACAAAGCGCAAUCCUGUGUAGAACGGGCAGCCCGCAUACUGGACAAACACUCCGCAAGUACCUACCAUCAAGAGCGAUUAACAACGAAUUUGUUAUUCUGCAGACAAAUCAGACAAAGAGAAGACAAACACAUCAUCUUAUUUCUUAUACCAGAUAUACUAUUGUGUUUCUCAUUAAAAUGUCAGAUAUGACCAACCUGUACCAAAACCCUGAAAGUACGUGUGAUCUCAGCUGGAUUUGGAGAGACUUUCACGAAGUCAUUUUUGAAAACAACCAAUUAAAAGAGAAAGCCAAGAAAUUCAAACGGUACAUCAAGAAGCUGAAGGUCCAAAGCGCAGACAUGCAAACCAAGCUGGCCCAAUAUGAGAUUCACUUUGGAAAGCUAACUGAUGAAGCAGUAGUAAUUACAGAGCAAAUCACCAAGAUGAGCUCACUGCUGGAAUCCAAAACGGAUUUUUGGGGGGACCAGGUUUGUUCAGAGGCUCAGGAAGAGUCUAGGGACUCUGAACUGGAAAUGAAGAGGCUGAAAGAACAGCUUCAGCAGAGGGACAGUGAAAUCUUGAACCUGCAACAGGACAACAAGGCUUUGUCUGCCAAAGUUUCACGCCUUCAGAAAGCCAAGGCUCAGUGGAAUGAGGCAGACAAAGAAAUCCUGAACCUACAACAAGAGAACGAGAUCCUGUCUGCCGAAAAUUCUCGCCUUCAGAAAGCUGAGGCUCAGUGGAAUGAGGCAGCACACAGGAAAAUCCUGCACCUACAACAGAAGAACAAGGCUUUGUCUGCCGAAGUUUCACACCUUCAGAAAGCCGAGGCUCAGUGGAAUGAGGCAGACAAAGAAAUCCUGAACCUACAACAGGAGAACGAGAUCCUGUCUGCCGAAAAUUCUCGCCUUCAGAAAGCUGAGGCUCAGUGGAAUGAGGCAGCACACAGGAAAAUCCUGCACCUACAACAGAAGAACAAGGCUUUGUCUGCCGAAGUUUCACACCUUCAGAAAGCCGAGGCUCAGUGGAAUGAGGCAGACAAAGAAAUCCUGAACCUACAACAGGAGAACGAGAUCCUGUCUGCCGAAAAUUCUCGCCUUCAGAAAGCUGAGGCUCAGUGGAAUGAGGCAGCACACAGGAAAAUCCUGCACCUACAACAGAAGAACAAGGCUUUGUCUGCCAAAGUUUCACACCUUCAGAAAGCCGAGGCUCAGUGGAAUGAGGCAGACAAAGAAAUCCUGAACCUACAACAGGAGAACGAGAUCCUGUCUGCAGAAAAUUCUCGCCUUCAGAAAGCCGAGGCUCAGUGGAAUGAGGCGGAUGGGGAAAUCCUGAACCUACAACAGAAGAACAAGGCUUUGUCUGCCGAAGUUUCACGCCUUCAGAAAGCUGAGGCUCAGUGGAAUGAGGCGGAUGGGGAAAUCCUGAACCUACAACAGAAGAACAAGGCUUUGUCUGCAGAAGUUUCACGCCUUCAGAAAGCCGAGGCUCAGUGGAAUGAGGCGGAUGGGGAAAUCCUGAACCUGCAACAGAAGAACAAGGCUUUGUCUGCCGAAGUUUCACGCCUUCAGAAAGCCGAGGCUCAGUGGAAUGAGGCAGAUGGGGAAAUCCUGAACCUGCAACAGAAGAACAAGGCUUUGUCUGCCAAGGUUUCACGCCUUCAGAAAGCCGAGGCUCAGUGGAAUGAGGCAGACGGAGAAAUCCUGAACCUACAACAGGAGAACAAGAUCCUGUCUGCUGAAAAUUCUCGCCUUCAGAAAGCCGAGGCUCAGUGGAAUGAGGCAGCACACAGGAAAAUCCUGAACUUGCAACAGGAGAACAAGACUUUGUCUGCCAAGGUUUCACGCCUUCAGAAAGCCGAGGCUCAGUGGAAUGAGGCAGACGGAGAAAUCCUGAACCUACAACAGGAGAACAAAAUCCUGUCUGCUGAAAAUUCUCGCCUUCAGAAAGCCGAGGCUCAGUGGAAUGAGGCAGAUGGGGAAAUCCUGAACCUGCAACAGAAGAACAAGGCUUUGUCUGCCAAGGUUUCACGCCUUCAGAAAGCCGAGACUCAGUGGAAUGAGGCAGACGGAGAAAUCCUGAACCUACAACAGGAGAACAAGAUCCUGUCUGCCAAGGUUUCACGCCUUCAGAAAGCCGAGGCUCAGUGGAAUGAGGCAGCACACAGGAAAAUCCUGAACCUGCAACAAGAGAACGAGAUCCUGUCUGCCGAAAAUUCUCGCCUUCAGAAAGCCGAGGCUCAGUGGAAUGAGGCAGAUGGGGAAAUCCUGAACCUACAACAGAAGAACAAGGCUUUGUCUGCCAAGGUUUCACGCCUUCAGAAAGCCGAGGCUCAGUGGAAUGAGGCAGACAAGGAAAUCCUGAACCUGCAACAAGAGAACGAGAUCCUGUCUGCCGAAAAUUCUCGCCUUCAGAAAGCCGAGGCUCAGUGGAAUGAGGCAGACGGGGAAAUCCUGAACCUACAACAGAAGAACAAGGCUUUGUCUGCCAAGGUUUCACGCCUUCAGAAAGCCGAGGCUCAGUGGAAUGAGGCAGACAAGGAAAUCCUGAACCUACAACAGAAGAACGAGAUCCUGUCUGCCGAAAAUUCUCGCCUUCAGAAAGCCGAGGCUCAGUGGAAUGAGGCAGCACACAGGAAAAUCCUGAACUUGCAACAGGAGAACAAGACUUUGUCUGCCAAGGUUUCACACCUUCAGAAAGCCGAGGCUCAGUGGAAUGAGGCAGCACACAGGAAAAUCCUGAACCUGCAACAAGAGAAUGAGAUCCUGUCUGCCGAAAAUUCUCGCCUUCAAAAAGCCGAGGCUCAGUGGAAUGAGGCAGAUGGGGAAAUCCUGAACCUGCAACAGAAGAACAAGGCUUUGUCUGCAGAAGUUUCACGCCUUCAGAAAGCAGAGGCUCAGUGGAAUGAGGCAGCACACAGGAAAAUCCUGAACCUGCAACAAGAGAAUGAGAUCCUGUCUGCCGAAAAUUCUCGCCUUCAAAAAGCCGAGGCUCAGUGGAAUGAGGCAGAUGGGGAAAUCCUGAACCUGCAACAGAAGAACAAGGCUUUGUCUGCAGAAGUUUCACGCCUUCAGAAAGCCGAGGCUCAGUGGAAUGAGGCUGCACACAGGAAAAUCCUGAACCUGCAACACGAGAACGAGAUCCUGAGUGCCGAAAAUUCUCGCCUUCAGAAAGCCGAGGCUCAGUGGAAUGAGGCAGAUGGGGAAAUCCUGAACCUACAACAGGAGAACAAGACUUUGUCUGCCAAAGUUUCACGCCUUCAGAAAGCCGAGGCUCAGUGGAAUGAGGCUGCACACAGGAAAAUCCUGAACCUGCAACAGGAGAACAAGACUUUGUCUGCAGAAGUUUCACGCCUUCAGAAAGCCGAGGCUCAGUGGAAUGAGGCAGAUGGGGAAAUCCUGAACCUACAACAGGAGAACAAGACUUUGUCUGCAGACGUUUCACGCCUUCAGAAAGCCGAGGCUCAGUGGAAUGAGGCUGCACACAGGAAAAUCCUGAACCUGCAACACGAGAACAAGACUUUGUCUGCAGAGGUUUCACGCCUUCAGAAAGCCGAGGCUCAGUGGAAUGAGGCAGAUGGGGAAAUCCUGAACCUACAACAGGAGAACAAGACUUUGUCUGCAGAGGUUUCACGCCUUCAGAAAGCCGAGGCUCAGUGGAAUGAGGCAGCACACAGGAAAAUCCUGAACCUGCAACACGAUAACGAGACUUUGUCUGCAGAGGUUUCACGCCUUCAGAAAGCCGAGGCUCAGUGGAAUGAGGCAGAAGAGGAAAUCCUGAACCUGCAACACGAGAACAAGGCUUUGUCUGCAGAGGUUUCACGCCUUCAGAAAGCCGAGGCUCAGUGGAAUGAGGCAGACAAGGAAAUCCUGAACCUGCAAGAGGAGAACGAGACUUUAUCUGCAGAGGUUUCACGUCUUCAGAAAGCCGAGGCUCAGUGGAAUGAGGCAGACAAGGAAGUCCUGAACCUGCAAGAGGAGAUCGAGACUUUGUCUGCAGAGGUUUCACGCCUUCAGAAAGCCGAGGCUCAGUGGAAUGAGGCAGCACACAGGAAAAUCCUGAACCUGCAAGAGGAGAACGAGACUUUGUCUGCCGAAGUUUCACGCCUUCAGAAAGCUGAGGCUCAGUGGAAUGAGGCAGAUGAGGAAAUCGUGAACCUGCAACAGGAGAACAAGACUUUGUCUGUAGAGGUUUCACGCCUUCAGAAAGCCGAGGCUCAGUGGAAUGAGGCUGCACACAGGAAAAUCCUGAACCUGCAACACGAGAACAAGACUUUGUCUGCAGAGGUUUCACGCCUUCAGAAAGCCGAGGCUCAGUGGAAUGAGGCAGACAAGGAAAUCCUGAACCUGCAAGAGGAGAACGAGACUUUGUCUGCAGAGGUUUCACGCCUUCAGAAAGCCGAGGCUCAGUGGAAUGAGGCAGACGAGGAAAUCCUGAACCUGCAAGAGGAGAAUGAGACUUUGUCUGCAGAGGUUUCACGCCUUCAGAAAGCCGAGGCUCAGUGGAAUGAGGCAGAAGAGGAAAUCCUGAACCUGCAAGAGGAGAACGAGACUUUGUCUGCAGAGGUUUCACGCCUUCAGAAAGCCGAGGCUCAGUGGAAUGAGGCAGACGAGGAAAUCCUGAACCUGCAAGAAGUGAACAAGACUUUGUCUGCAGAAGUUUCACGCCUUCAGAAAGCCGAGGCUCAGUGGAAUGAGGCAGACGAGGAAAUCCUGAACCUGCAAGAGGAGAAUGAGACUUUGUCUGCAGAGGUUUCACGCCUUCAGAAAGCCGAGGCUCAGUGGAAUGAGGCAGAAGAGGAAAUCCUGAACCUGCAAGAGGAGAACGAGACUUUGUCUGCAGAGGUUUCACGCCUUCAGAAAGCCGAGGCUCAGUGGAAUGAGGCAGACGAGGAAAUCCUGAACCUGCAAGAAGUGAACAAGACUUUGUCUGCAGAAGUUUCACGCCUUCAGAAAGCCGAGGCUCAGUGGAAUGAGGCAGACGAGGAAAUCCUGAACCUGCAAGACGUGAACGAGACUUUGUCUGCAGAGGUUUCACGCCUUCAGAAAGCCGAGGCUCAGUGGAAUGAGGCAGAAGAGGAAAUCCUGAACCUGCAAGAGGAGAACGAGACUUUGUCUGCAGAGGUUUCACGCCUUCAGAAAGCCGAGGCUCAGUGGAAUGAGGCAGACGAGGAAAUCCUGAACCUGCAAGAAGUGAACAAGACUUUGUCUGCAGAAGUUUCACGCCUUCAGAAAGCCGAGGCUCAGUGGAAUGAGGCAGACGAGGAAAUCCUGAACCUGCAAGAAGAGAACAAGACUUUGUCUGCAGAGGUUUCACGCCUUCAGAAAGCCGAGGCUCAGUGGAAUGAGGCAGAAGAGGAAAUCCUGAACCUGCAAGAGGAGAACGAGACUUUGUCUGCAGAGGUUUCACGCCUUCAGAAAGCCGAGGCUCAGUGGAAUGAGGCAGACGAGGAAAUCCUGAACCUGCAAGAAGUGAACAAGACUUUGUCUGCAGAAGUUUCACGCCUUCAGAAAGCCGAGGCUCAGUGGAAUGAGGCAGACGAGGAAAUCCUGAACCUGCAAGAGGAGAAUGAGACUUUGUCUGCAGAGGUUUCACGCCUUCAGAAAGCCGAGGCUCAGUGGAAUGAGGCAGAAGAGGAAAUCCUGAACCUGCAAGAGGAGAACGAGACUUUGUCUGCAGAGGUUUCACGCCUUCAGAAAGCCGAGGCUCAGUGGAAUGAGGCAGACGAGGAAAUCCUGAACCUGCAAGAAGUGAACAAGACUUUGUCUGCAGAAGUUUCACGCCUUCAGAAAGCCGAGGCUCAGUGGAAUGAGGCAGACGAGGAAAUCCUGAACCUGCAAGAAGUGAACAAGACUUUGUCUGCAGAGGUUUCACGCCUUCAGAAAGCCGAGGCUCAGUGGAAUGAGGCAGAAGAGGAAAUCCUGAACCUGCAAGAGGAGAACGAGACUUUGUCUGCAGAGGUUUCACGCCUUCAGAAAGCCGAGGCUCAGUGGAAUGAGGCAGACGAGGAAAUCCUGAACCUGCAAGAAGUGAACAAGACUUUGUCUGCAGAAGUUUCACGCCUUCAGAAAGCCGAGGCUCAGUGGAAUGAGGCAGACGAGGAAAUCCUGAACCUGCAAGAGGAGAAUGAGACUUUGUCUGCAGAGGUUUCACGCCUUCAGAAAGCCGAGGCUCAGUGGAAUGAGGCAGAAGAGGAAAUCCUGAACCUGCAAGAGGAGAACGAGACUUUGUCUGCAGAGGUUUCACGCCUUCAGAAAGCCGAGGCUCAGUGGAAUGAGGCAGACGAGGAAAUCCUGAACCUGCAAGAAGUGAACAAGACUUUGUCUGCAGAAGUUUCACGCCUUCAGAAAGCCGAGGCUCAGUGGAAUGAGGCAGACGAGGAAAUCCUGAACCUGCAAGAAGUGAACAAGACUUUGUCUGCAGAAGUUUCAUGCCUUCAGAAAGCCGAGGCUCAGUGGAAUGAGGCAGACGAGGAAAUCCUGAACCUGCAAGAGGAGAAUGAGACUUUGUCUGCAGAGGUUUCAUGCCUUCAGAAAGCCGAGGCUCAGUGGAAUGAGGCAGAAGAGGAAAUCCUGAACCUGCAAGAAGUGAACAAGACUUUGUCUGCAGAGGUUUCACGCCUUCAGAAAGCCGAGGCUCAGUGGAAUGAGGCAGACGAGGAAAUCCUGAACCUGCAAGAAGUGAACAAGACUUUGUCUGCAGAAGUUUCACGCCUUCAGAAAGCCGAGGCUCAGUGGAAUGAGGCAGACGAGGAAAUCCUGAACCUGCAAGAGGAGAACGAGACUUUGUCUGCAGAGGUUUCACGCCUUCAGAAAGCUGAGGCUCAGUGGAAUGAGGCAGCACACAGAGAGAUGGUGGAGCAGGGAAUGCUGGCUCUCGAAGAUGAAAAAAGAAAAGAAAAUAAAUUCAGUGAAGAAAAACAGCUGGAAGAGGGAAAGAAAGGUCUGUAUGGACAGCAUCAGGAAUCCCAGAAAGUCAGUCAGGCAAAAAAAGAACUGACAAAAUUGCUGAAAGACCUGGAAGAGAAGAAUUUGCAGUUCGGACAGUCAGACGUGGAUGAAGAUAGUAAUGAAAUAAAGAAGCUCCUGAAACAGAAAGAUAAAAUAGAAACCAAACUGCUGGAAGCCAGAGUGAAAGAAUUAAAUAAGCGGAUGAAAAAACGAGAAGAGGAAGAAAGAAAACGGCAAAAAAGACAGGAAAAAGAGGCAAAGAAGAUGAAAUCACAGGAGCAGAAUGUGAACCGACGACGUGGCAUCUGGUCAUUGUUCUCCUCCUCAGCUCCACCUGAGGAUUAGCCUCCUCUUCGUCUCUCUUCUCUCCAACCUCUAUCUUUGCUUCUAUCGCCCUCCCUCCAGCCUCAGUCCCUACCCUCCUCACUCUUUCCCACUAUCCUCUCCUCUUCUUUCCUUUCACACACACAGCCAGCCGGUCUCAGCAGAUGGCCGCCCCUCCCUGAGCCUGGUUCUGCUGGAGGUUUCUUCCUUUUAGAAGGGACUUUUUCCUCCCAACUGUCGCCUAGUGCUUGUUCAUAGGGGAUCAUAUUCUGAUUGCUCGGAUCUUACUCUUUCCUCUUUUUUCUCUCCUAC
Messenger RNA from Archocentrus centrarchus (flier cichlid), 7625 nucleotides. Its product is annotated as trichohyalin-like. Gene Ontology annotation, biological process: cytoplasmic microtubule organization; cytoskeleton-dependent intracellular transport. Gene Ontology annotation, cellular component: cytoplasm; centrosome. Gene Ontology annotation, molecular function: dynein light intermediate chain binding; microtubule binding. Lineage: Eukaryota; Metazoa; Chordata; Actinopteri; Cichliformes; Cichlidae. The transcript has a single exon. The record is from RefSeq and is a predicted model, not a curated record. The coding region runs from base 237 to 7334 and encodes 2365 amino acids.